Molecule: messenger RNA, 438 nt
Organism: Penicillium nucicola
Lineage: Eukaryota; Fungi; Ascomycota; Eurotiomycetes; Eurotiales; Aspergillaceae
Product: serine palmitoyltransferase small subunit family protein
Exons: 1
Coding region: 1-438 (145 amino acids)
Source: RefSeq, a predicted model, not a curated record
AUGAGUGUGACAAUGACCGAGAUGCAAUCGUUUUAUACUCCGUCCACAUCUGACCGGAUAUCCCCACCAGCCCCGACGGCGAUGAACGAGCUCAUGAAUAGAUAUUCUUCGGCGAGAAGCAGUGCCACUUUCACGGGAGGCUGUCCACGCAAAUACCGCAACUUCUUUCAGCAAGUUGUAGAUCGCGUGGGGCUCGAAUACUACCGAUACGAAGUCACAUUUGGGCUCUACGUUAUGACGCCGGGCGAGAAACUCGUGGCAAACACCUGUGUUCUUGUUGUGCUCUCUCUGCUAGCUUGGGCGCUUUUUUACUUACCGGCCCUACUCUUCACAAGAUUUUCUACUCUUCAGUGGCUCCUCACCGGCCACAGCGGCGAACAAGUGGCGGCAUCUGUGGGCAUCCUGGCUGAACAUAGGAAUCUAUUUCCUACCGCGUAA